This is a messenger RNA of Cimex lectularius (bed bug), 1166 nucleotides long. RefSeq names its product outer dense fiber protein 3-like protein 2. Gene Ontology annotation, cellular component: cytoskeleton. The coding region runs from base 208 to 1041 and encodes 277 amino acids. Lineage: Eukaryota; Metazoa; Arthropoda; Insecta; Hemiptera; Cimicidae. The record is from RefSeq and is a predicted model, not a curated record. The transcript has 4 exons.
CAAAAAUAAAAAAAUGGACAACUGAAACACAUGGGAUAAUAUUUCGUGUGUUUUAGAAGAAACACAUGGACAUCACUUAUUCUUUGUCAACAUUUCAAACAAACAACAGCACACAAUAAAACAAACUUUCCUAUUAGGAUGCUAAUAGGAAACCACUGAAAAGAAGGACACAGACAGAACUCAUAAGAAGACAACAACAACAACAACAUGGCUCAACAGAUAAUAAUAUUGGACAAGCCGAGUAAAAAGGGGAAAGGCAGAGGAGCUAGCGGAAAAAAAGAAAAAGCCGGCGGCAACACAGGGAGGAUCGAUGACGGUCCUCGUAGGGGGUCUGAAAUGUGCUUGCCAGUAGUUCCUGCGCCGAACAUGUACAAACUUAAGAACCUGGUAGGAUACCAAGAUCAUGACAUAUCCAAAUGGAGAGAACCCGCCUAUUCCAUGCGUACGCGACACGAAUCGAAAAAGGCUGAGAGUGUUCCCGGUCCUAAAUACGACAUCGGAGAUGUCACACGGUUUGGAACUAAAAAUCCUCUGAUGUUCUCACUCGGCAGGAGAAACAGCUUACCAGAUAAAAAGGAAAUGCCUGGCCCUUCGGCUUAUAGCCCAGAAAAGUUCGAAGAUCUUAGAUAUAGAAAGCCACCUAGUGCGUCUCUGAAAGGAAGAAUACGAGACACUAAAGGCAUAGACAUGCCGAGCCCUGCAGAGUAUGAAUCUCCAGGAGGGAUCGGACACGGCCACCCCACAAUGCAUUCAGCACCAAACGCAGUAUUGACGUCCAGAAGAGAAUCGAAGCAGAAAUUUUCCGCCCCGGCGCCCAAUACAUACGGCAGUCCGAACGUCGAGGUGGUGAAAAAGAGCGCUCCGAUGUCUUCGAUUGCCGGAAGGCAGCAGGACAAGAAAGGAGAAAAGGUCCCCGGCCCAGGAUCCUACAACCCGAUGUUGACAAAUACACGUAGCCCCCCGGCGUACUCCUUCGGCACCAAGCAUUCUAAAUGCAUGCAACCUUUUAAAGAGCCUGAAUCGGAAACAGAAGUCUGUUGAUUCUCUAUUUUAAAACAAUAAAAGGGAAAGCUCUGUCUUCGUCCAAUAAAUGUAAAUUAUGUGUAUGUUCGAUAUUAAAAUAAACUACAUUUACAUAUUAAAACAUACGUGAUCUUAUACUACAA